Messenger RNA from Leucoraja erinaceus (little skate), 3382 nucleotides. It is a transcript of the gene actr3b, whose product is annotated as actin related protein 3B. Gene Ontology annotation, cellular component: actin cortical patch. Bases 181 to 1437 code for a protein of 418 amino acids. The record is from RefSeq and is a predicted model, not a curated record. The transcript is spliced from 12 exons. NCBI's taxonomy places the organism in Eukaryota, Metazoa, Chordata, Chondrichthyes, Rajiformes, Rajidae. Gene Ontology annotation, molecular function: actin filament binding.
UCCGGGUAGCAGCGCCCCCCAGCGGCACUGACCCCGGAAGUGCUCGGCGCCUGGUUACUGCGGAGACGCGGCGGCAGUUGGCGGCUGACAGGCGCGUGGUUUGGUUUAAAGGGCGAUUUCUCCGGCUGACAGUCGCCCCGCGGUAGUUGGACGAGGGGAGAUCUGACGGGCUCGGACAGCAUGGCCGGGUAUUUACCUCCGUGUGUCAUUGACUGCGGGACCGGAUAUACAAAGCUUGGCUAUGCAGGUAACACAGAACCACAGUUCAUCAUUCCUUCUUGCAUAGCUAUCAAAGAAUCAGCCAAAGUAGGUGACUAUGCGCAACGAAGACUGGUGCGGGGAGUGGAUGAUCUAGACUUUUAUAUAGGAGAUGAUGCUGUAGAUAAACCUACGUAUGCCACAAAGUGGCCCAUUCGACAUGGUAUAGUUGAAGAUUGGGAUCUAAUGGAAAGGUUUAUGGAACAUGUGAUAUUCAAAUAUCUGCGGGCAGAACCUGAAGAUCAUCACUUUUUAAUGACAGAACCGCCUCUCAACACACCAGAGAACCGAGAGUAUCUCGCUGAAAUUAUGUUUGAAUCCUUUAAUGUCCCAGGACUUUACAUUGCAGUCCAGGCUGUGCUAGCGUUAGCUGCAUCCUGGACCUCAAGGCAGGUGGGAGAACGCACACUAACGGGCACAGUAAUAGACAGUGGUGAUGGAGUGACUCAUUGUAUUCCAGUGGCUGAAGGUUAUGUCAUUGGAAGUUGUAUUAAACACAUCCCUGUUGCAGGUCGAGAUAUUACCUUCUUCAUUCAACAGCUCUUGAGGGAAAGGGAAAUAGGAAUACCACCUGAACAAUCCCUGGAGACUGCCAAGGCCAUCAAGGAGAGAUAUUGUUAUAUCUGCCCAGAUAUAGUGAAGGAAUUUACCAAGUACGAUACAGAUCCUGACAAAUGGAUUAAGCCAUACAGUGGCAUCAACGCUAUUAGCAAGCGCCAGUUUGCUGUGGACGUGGGCUACGAGAGGUUUCUGGGCCCUGAAAUUUUCUUCCAUCCUGAGUUUGCAAAUCCGGAUUUUAUACAACCAAUUUCAGGUGUGGUUGAUGAAGUGAUACAAAAUUGCCCCAUUGAUGUAAGGCGGGCAUUGUAUAAGAAUAUAGUUCUUUCUGGAGGUUCGACAAUGUUUAGGGAUUUUGGACGUCGCCUGCAAAGAGAUCUAAAAAGAGUAGUGGAUGCAAGAUUAAAAAUUAGUGAAGAGCUUAGUGCUGGUCGAAUAAAGCCAAAGCCAAUUGAGGUUCAGGCAAUAACGCAUCAAAUGCAAAGAUAUGCAGUUUGGUUUGGUGGCUCCAUGCUCGCAUCAACGCCUGAGUUUUACCAAGUGUGCCAUACAAAAAAAGAUUACGAAGAAUUUGGUCCUAGUAUCUGUCGGCACAACCCAGUUUUUGGUGUUAUGUCAUAAUAGCACAUGAUUUCCGCAUAGGAAUUAAAGGGCCUGCUACAAAACAGGAUGGGUGUACCAACUGACACAUUUAUACCCUGCUGAAUCGAAAUCUGGGCUUUCCUGGAAAUACCUGGAAUGUUUAUGCUAUAAAUUUUGGGCACUGUCUAGACUCAUUUCCAUUUAGCUCACUGUGCGCUAGCUAUUUAUGUUCUGUUUCCUAUAUUUAAGCUUAAUAGGCAAAGUGUUUUGGAUCCGAGGUAUAGUACACACAGUGCCCUCCAUAAUGUUUGGGACAAAGACCCAUCAUUUAUUUAUUUGCCUUGGUACUCCACAAUUGGAGAUUUGUAAUAGAAAAAAAAAAUCACACGUGGUUAAAGUGCACAUUGUCAGAUUUUAAUAAUGGCCAUUUUUAAACAUUUUGGUUUCACCAUGUAGAAAUUACAGCAGUGUUUAUACAUACUCCUCCCAUUUCAUGGCAACAUAAUGUUUGGGAUACUGCAAUGUCACGUAAAUGAAAGCAGUUAUGUUUAGUAUUUUGUUGCAUAUCCUUUGCAUGCAAUGACUGCUUGAAGUCUGCAAUUUAUGGACAUCACCAGUUGCUGGGUGUCUUCUCUGGUGAUGCUCUGUCAGGUCUGCAUUGCAGCCAUCUUUAGCUUAUGCUUGUUUCGGAGGCUAGUACCCUUCAGUUUUCUCUUCAGCGUAUAAAAGGCAUGCUCAAUUAGGUUCAGAUCAUGUGAUUGACUUGGCCACUCAAGAAUUGACCAUUUUAUAGCUUUGAAGAACUCCUUUGUUGCUUUUGCAGCAUGUUUGCGAUCAUUGUCUUGCUGUAGAAUGAACCGCCGGCCAAUGCGUUUUGAGGCACUUGUUUGAACUUGAGCAGAUAGGAUGUGUCUAUAUACUUCAGAAUUCAAUAUGCUACUACCAUCAGCAGUUGUAUCAUUAAUGAAGAUAAGUGAGCCAGAACCUUCAGCAGCCAUACAUGCCCAGGCCAUAACACCCCCACCACCGUGUUUCACAGAUGAAGUGGUAUGCUUUGGAUCUUGGGCAGUUUCUUUUCUCCUCUAUACUUUGCUCUUGCUAUCACUCUGAUAUAAGUUAAUCUUCAUCUCAUCUGUUCACAAGACCUUUUUCCAGAACUGAGGUUGCUCUUUUAAGUUUGUCUUGGCCAUCCUAUUUUUACGGCUAACCAGUGGUUUGCAUCUUGCAGUGUAGCCUCUGCAUUUCUGUUCAUGAUGUCUUCUGCGGACAGUGGUCAUUGACAAAUCCACACCUGACUGCUGAAGAGUGUUUCUGAUCUGUCGGACUGGUGUUUGAGGAUUUUUCUUUAUUAUAAAGAGAAUUCUUCUGUCAUCAGCUGUGGAGGUCUUCCUUGGCCUGCCAGUCCCUUUGCGAUUAGUAAGCUCACCCAAACAUUAUGGAGGGCAUUGUAUACUAGUUUUUGUAAAGCAAUGCAGUUAGCAUUUAUCCUCCCUUUCCUCCGAUUAAAAUAAGAUGGUUCGUUUGAAGGGAUUUGUUUCCUUUUAUAAAUAUAGAAAGAUAUAUUGCAAAUCAUGUGACAGAGCAGUGUUUAUAUUUCAUAAUUUUUGUAUUCUAAGUCAAACUGUUUCCUAGCACAAUUCUGAUGUGUAUAUUGAUAUAUACAAAUUGAGUAUUUUUGACUUGGGAUGUGGGGUUCCUUGGGCAAUGUGGGUGGGCAUGGAUAGUUUGUUUAAAUAAAAUAAAGUUCCCUCUUGGGACUUGUUUUUUGUUGUUGGAAUAUAAUUACCCUUAAAUUAUCAGUUUUCAGUUGGGAGUGUUAGUUAUAUUAUGUCUUAAACGUUGGUGGUAUCUGUACAGUAAUUUAUUACCAGUGUUUCAGAUUGUUUAUUUCAAGCGAGAAUAUUGAAAAACGUGUUAAUUAAUUUGAGAUUUGGAUAGUUGGAUGAAAAGCUACCUUGCACCAGUCUAAUAAAGAUGCUUCAUA